Messenger RNA from Penicillium odoratum, 1809 nucleotides. RefSeq names its product RNA-binding protein. NCBI's taxonomy places the organism in Eukaryota, Fungi, Ascomycota, Eurotiomycetes, Eurotiales, Aspergillaceae. Gene Ontology annotation, molecular function: mRNA binding. Bases 1 to 1809 code for a protein of 602 amino acids. The record is from RefSeq and is a predicted model, not a curated record. The transcript has a single exon.
AUGAGCGGCAGCUCGAAUCAGUCCACUCGAACGAGUCCCGGCUCUUUCGGAACAACCCAGCGCACAGAGUCUGUAUCUUCUGGUUCAUCACCGACUCAACAGCCUCUCUCCAAGGUGCCCGCGACGACUCAGCAUGCGAUGUCGACCGACGUGUAUAACCCAAGUGUCUCGCAAGCGCCUUCAUCUUUAGCUCCCACUUUCACAUACCCUUUCUCCCCUCUCGGAUCUAGCUUCGACAACGGAAUGCGCCUCGGUGAUGCCGAUCGCAACCUCCAGGGCCUCAGCGGCCUGGGGCGCGCGAACAAUGGUGGCGCAAUUCUCAUGCGCAAACUUCCCCGGAAUACGAGCCGGGAAGCCCUUCGCAGUAUGCUCCUCUUCGCCAAGGACUUUGUAGAUGCCGAUUUCGUGACCUCCGACUACCCUGAGGACGAUGGGUUUCUGAGCGCGAUCGCGCGCUUCAAUACUCUGCCCGCGGCUGAAGAGGCCCGUGCUCUUCUUGACGGCAAGCCGAACUCGAAGAACGACGCAAACAUGGUGGUUGAAAUGUACCCUGGGCCGGUCGGAUCCAACCUCUCAAAUACGCGUCGCAACACGAUCGAUCACACCGCGACGCGUGGCUUACUGGGUGGUGUCCCCAACGGCCACCUUUCACGUCAGUCAUCUCGUUUCAACGGUACUUUCCAAAGCUUGGAGCGACUGUCCGCUUCCAAUCCAUCUGGACAAGCGAUCGGCGAAGGAUUGCCCUCGGCAUCUGAGUCGGGAUCGCGUCUCCAUAAUCUCUUCUCUCCACAAUCCCCGAUCGGAAACGGAGUUGGCGAUCUGCCCCGCGUGACUGGAAAGUCCAUGAUCGAUGAGGACCCCGAUGAGGAGACCGGAGAGCUUCUGAAGGACCCCGUGGGCUAUGCAGAGAACGGCCACUCGGGCUCAGUCUCUGUUGGGCGUCGCUCAACCAACCCCCAGAUCCCCACUGGUCGCUUUGGUAGUCUAUCCCUCUCCACGACAAUGUCCUCGCCCCCUCUACCUAAUUACGCGUCUGGUGGCCCCGGCCCUCGUAUGAGUGGAAGUGGCCCAUCCUCUGCAUACCCGAACAACCAUGGCCAAGGUCAAGGCUACCCCUAUGUUAGCCAACAUACCCCCCGCCAUAGCUUGCCAGCUGCCAACCCCAACGACCUCAACCCGCCUUGCAACACACUUUAUGUGGGCAAUCUGCCUCCUGAUACAUCUGAGGAGGAACUGAAGGCACUUUUCUCCAAGCAGCGUGGAUAUAAGCGACUCUGCUUCCGCAACAAGCAGAACGGCCCUAUGUGCUUCGUGGAAUUUGACGAGGUUGCUAUGGCAAGCAAGGCUCUAAAUGAGUUGUACGGUUACAAAUUGUCCAACAGUGUCAAGACUGGCAUUCGUCUCAGUUUCUCAAAGAACCCCCUGGGUGUGCGUUCUGGUCAACCCGGCAGUAUGAACCCUGCCAACCCCCUCUCCGGGCCCGGUGUUCCAAACGGAAGCAAUCUCAGCGGCGUACCCAGUCAUAUGUUCUCAUCGGUUACUGGGCCACCUCCAGGGCUCGCAGCACCUCCAGGUCUCGCAAUGCCUAUGCCCUUGCGCAAUGGCAGCAAUGUUCAUGCCCAGCAGGGAAGUCCACACCCGAUGAUGAACAACUCUCAGUUCAAUCACAACUCCGGUCUGGGAAUCCGAGGCAACGGAGGUAAUCCAAUGAUGAUGUCGCCGCCUCCUGGUGGCGCUGCUGGCAACAAUGCGGGGCCAAACAUGAAUGGUUUCAAUUCCUUCUACCCUGAUUAUAUGAUGGGUCGUUAA